Melopsittacus undulatus (budgerigar) is the source of this 1789-nucleotide messenger RNA. RefSeq names its product interleukin 1 receptor like 1 (gene IL33R). The record is from RefSeq and is a predicted model, not a curated record. Gene Ontology annotation, molecular function: interleukin-33 binding; interleukin-1 receptor activity. The transcript has 10 exons. NCBI's taxonomy places the organism in Eukaryota, Metazoa, Chordata, Aves, Psittaciformes, Psittaculidae. The coding region runs from base 4 to 1614 and encodes 536 amino acids. Gene Ontology annotation, biological process: signal transduction.
AAUAUGAUGGUGUAUGUACAUUUGAUCUUCCUGUCUACCUUCCUCUCGGUUUCCAUGACAUCUGAAACAUUUGAUGCAAUGGAAGGUGAGGCUUUAGUUAUAAAAUGUCCUCGAUGGAGUUCCUCUGUGAAAGUCACCUGGUAUCACACAGAUACAAAUGAAAUGAUUCCUGCAGAAGAAGAGGGAUCGCGAAUAUUUUCCUUAGAUCGAUUUCUUUGGUUUCUGCCAACUUCUAGAGAGGAUUCUGGAAACUACACUUGUGUUAUACAUUUUUCAAAUAAUCGCACAAGGUCAUUCAACAUGAAUGUGCAGGUGCAUCCAUACAAGCAAGGAGUAUGUUUCCCAAGUCGGAUUCGUUAUCCAAAUGACACUGGAAGAGGAAAAAUUGUUUGUCCUACAAUUGACAAUUAUAAAACUGCUGCUAUCAUCCAGUGGUAUAAGGACUGUAAACCUCUUCAUGGGCAGAGAUACUUCAAGGGAGAAAAAUAUAUUUAUAUUAAGGACCCAAGAAAGGAGGAUGAUGGUUAUUAUACUUGUCAAUUUACCUAUACUCGUAAAGGAAAUGUGUUUAAUGUAUCAGCAACGAGGAUUUUCAUAAGUGGCGCAAAACACUCCCCUCUAUCUCCUAGAAUUUUAUUUCCAAAGGACAAAGAUGUAAUAGAAGUGGAGCUUGGUACUGCUUUGUCUCUGAAAUGUCAGGCCCGCCUGGGAAUUAAGAAACAGCCAUUGGCUGUUGUCACAUGGGAUGUGGAUAACAUCCCAGUGAAAGACCUAAGUGUUUCAAGAUACCACGAAAAAGCUCAUUCUUUUGAAGGACAUGAGCAAGUAUAUUACAAAGAGGCCACUUUGCAUAUUACUGAAAUAAAAAAGGAGGAUCUGCAGGCAAAUUUCACAUGUGUAGCGCUGAAUGAAAUGCACAACACUAGAGCCACAGUGACAUUGCGACUCAAAGCACAAUAUGAAGUGGGCCUUCCUAGCAUCCUUUUGAUCAUAGGAUCUCUAGUUCUGCUGGUUGCAAUAGCAGUCUCCGUGAUACUUUAUCAGUCCUUCAGAGUUGAUAUCGUCCUACUGUAUCGGGAGAUAUUUCAGCCCUACUCAGUCAAGGAUGAUGGGAAGAUAUAUGAUGCAUAUGUUAUCUACCCCAAAAACCAUACCAAUGAAGCUAAUUUUGUGGAAUAUUUUGUUUACCAAAUCAUGCCUGAUAUUCUAGAAAAUAAAUGUGGAUAUAAACUGUGCAUUUAUGGGAGAGAUAUGUAUCCUGGAGAAGAUACAGCUAGUGCAAUUGAGAAGAGGAUACAGAAGAGCAGACGUCUGAUCAUUCUUCUAACACGGCAGCUGAUUAAUUGUAGAGAACAUGCUUAUGAUCAACACCUUGCUUUAUACAAUGCCCUCAUUCUAAAUGAUAUAAAAGUAAUCCUACUGGAAAUGGAGACAAUCGGGACCUAUGAGAAGCUUCAGGAGUCUCUUAGGUUUAUUAUUAAGCAGCAAGGUACAAUCAAAUGGAAACAGCAACACACAGUGCACCCACAGUCACCCAAUUCUAAGUUCUGGAAACAGGUGAGGUACCAUAUGCCACUGAUACUCAAGUCCUCGUACUCAGCUAAUGCCAGGUGAACAGCUUAUGAAAAUCCACAAGACCACAUGCCUGCAGCUUUUUCCCUCUCAGCAGGUAUGCGUUUUCACAGUCUGGAAGUCUGGCUGUAGUUUUGAACUGUUUUCAGACCUUCAAUUGAGUAAUGAUAAGGUAAAAUGAGGGAAUAGGUCUGGGGAACUGAGGGAAGUUUUUAUA